AGUUACUUAGACAAGUUCACUUCUAUGAUUCGGACAGUUGGUUCGUUGGGACCAUCUCGUACCAUCCUCUAACAAACCAACUGUAGACAUGGCGGAUAAAGAGAAGAAGAAGAAGACCAAAAAGAAGGAGGAGCCAGCGCCUCCUCCUCCGGAACCGGAACCAGCACCUCCGGCGGAAGAGAAGCCACCAACUCCUACCGGCACACCCAAAGAAUCUGGCUCAACUAGAGCAAGUAGUCGAGGUAGCCGCAAAGCUAAACGCACUGGAUCCAGUGUGUUUUCUAUGUUUACUCAGAAACAGGUUGCCGAAUUUAAAGAGGCAUUCCAGCUUAUGGAUCACGACAAGGAUGGUGUAAUCGGGAAGAACGACCUUCGUGCCACUUUCGACAAUGUUGGUCGUUUAGUAACUGAUAAAGAACUCGACGAAAUGCUAAACGAAGCUCCUGCUCCUAUCAACUUCACUCAAUUAUUGAACUUGUUUGCAACUCGCAUGUCGGGAUCAGGUACCGAUGACGAUGAAACCGUAAUUGCUGCCUUCAGUACCUUCGAUGAUAACGGGAAAAUUGAUGGUGAAAGAUUGAGGCACGCUUUAAUGACAUAUGGUGACAAGUUUUCUGCGAAGGAGGUCGAUGACGCCUAUGACAAUAUGUACAUCGAUGAUAAAGGAUUUAUCGAUACGCAAAGCCUUAUCGCGAUGUUAACUGGUACGGGAGAUGAUGAAGAGGAAUAAUUUUAAGUGAUUUUCAGCAUUAAAAAUUUUUGUUGAAACUCUGUUCAUUAAAAACGAAGUCCCGUAUUAACGCUAGGUCCGCUUGAUCCGUUUCCAAUUGACGAAUAGUAACUGAAAAGCAGGCACAGUUGUUUCCUUUUUUAUUAUUCCUCGACGAUACACUUCUGUGAAGGAAGACUUUUUAAAAAUAAGCUGCAAGAAUUGUGUAAAAUGUCAGGAUAGGUUCUUGGAAGUGGAAACAGCGCAUCUAUCGAGAAACGAG
Eufriesea mexicana is the source of this 992-nucleotide messenger RNA. It is a transcript of the gene Mlc2, whose product is annotated as myosin regulatory light chain 2. The transcript has 5 exons. Lineage: Eukaryota; Metazoa; Arthropoda; Insecta; Hymenoptera; Apidae. Gene Ontology annotation, molecular function: calcium ion binding. The record is from RefSeq and is a predicted model, not a curated record. The coding region runs from base 89 to 730 and encodes 213 amino acids.